Messenger RNA from Galendromus occidentalis (western predatory mite), 374 nucleotides. Its product is annotated as keratin-associated protein 21-1. Lineage: Eukaryota; Metazoa; Arthropoda; Arachnida; Mesostigmata; Phytoseiidae. The coding region runs from base 20 to 298 and encodes 92 amino acids. The record is from RefSeq and is a predicted model, not a curated record. The transcript is spliced from 2 exons.
UCUUCAAACGGCAAGGAAUAUGAAAUCCACAAUCGCUCUCAUUGUGUGCGCCGCCAUCGCUACCGUGGCACUCGCAGGGUACGGAGGCUACGGACUCGGAUACGGUGGCUACGGAGUCGGACAUGGUGGCUACGGUCUCGGAUACGGAGGCUACGGUCUCGGAUAUGGAGGACACUACGGCGGAUACGGUUACCCUGUCGGAAGAGCUUUCUCGUACGGUUCCAAGAUUCAACACGGGGUGGGUUACGGAAAGCUCGGAGGAUACGGCCUCGGUUACGGUCUCGGCUACUACGGAUAAUUGUUUUGCGUCUGUUGAUCGAGUUCCCGCCAACCAAAGUCAAUAAAUGUGAACGAAGGAUCACAAUGAGAGGAUU